GGGUCUUUUUGUCUGGACGAGGCGAGAGCGCGCACAACGCUGGCGUACGCGGUGGCGUUUCGUGGCACGCGGACUUCGUGAAGCGAGGCGAGGAGUGGUGAGGCUGCUUCGGACUCACGGAGCGACAGACCGAGCGGCCCCUGCGGCCGUCGGCUGCCAGGCGGCCCGAGAUGUUGUCUGGAAAGAAGGCAGCUGCCGCGGCGGCGGCGGCGGCAGCGGCGGCCGGAACGGAGGCCGGACCUGGGGCGGCGGGCGGCGCUGAGAACGGCUCCGAGGUGGCCGCGCCACCUGCGGGCCUGUCGGGCCCCUCUGAGGUCGGGCCUGGGGCGGCCGGGGAGCGCACUCCCCGCAAGAAGGAGCCUCCGCGGGCUUCGCCUCCCGGCGGCCUGGCCGAGCCGCCGGGGUCCGCCGGGCCUCAGGCCGGACCCACGGUGGUGCCCGGGUCUGCGACCCCCAUGGAGACGGGAAUAUCAGAGACUCCGGAGGGGCGACGGACCAGCCGGCGCAAGCGAGCCAAGGUGGAGUACCGAGAGAUGGAUGAGAGCUUGGCGAACCUCUCAGAAGAUGAAUAUUAUUCAGAAGAAGAGAGGAAUGCUAAAGCAGAGAAAGAAAAGAAGCUUCCUCCACCACCCCCUCAAGCCCCACCUGAGGAAGAAAAUGAAAGUGAGCCUGAAGAACCAUCUGGGCAAGCAGGAGGACUUCAAGACGACAGUUCUGGAGGGUAUGGAGACGGCCAAGCAUCAGGUGUGGAGGGUGCAGCUUUCCAGAGCAGACUUCCCCACGACCGGAUGACCUCUCAGGAAGCAGCCUGUUUCCCAGACAUCAUCAGUGGGCCUCAGCAGACCCAGAAGGUUUUUCUGUUUAUCAGAAACCGCACAUUACAGUUGUGGUUGGAUAAUCCAAAGAUUCAGCUGACAUUUGAGGCUACUCUCCAACAAUUAGAAGCGCCUUAUAACAGUGAUACUGUGCUUGUCCAUCGAGUUCACAGUUAUUUAGAGCGUCAUGGUCUUAUCAACUUUGGCAUCUAUAAAAGGAUAAAACCCUUACCAACUAAAAAGACAGGAAAGGUAAUUAUUAUAGGCUCUGGAGUCUCAGGCUUGGCAGCAGCCCGACAACUACAAAGUUUUGGAAUGGAUGUCACACUUCUGGAAGCCAGGGAUCGAGUGGGUGGACGAGUUGCUACAUUUCGAAAAGGAAACUAUGUAGCAGAUCUUGGAGCCAUGGUAGUAACAGGUCUUGGAGGGAAUCCCAUGGCUGUGGUCAGCAAACAAGUAAAUAUGGAACUGGCCAAGAUCAAGCAAAAAUGCCCACUGUAUGAAGCCAAUGGACAAGCUGACACUGUCAAGGUUCCUAAAGAGAAAGAUGAAAUGGUAGAGCAAGAAUUUAACCGGUUGCUAGAAGCUACAUCUUACCUUAGUCAUCAACUAGACUUCAAUGUCCUCAAUAAUAAGCCUGUGUCCCUUGGCCAGGCAUUGGAAGUUGUCAUUCAGUUACAAGAAAAGCAUGUUAAAGACGAGCAGAUUGAACAUUGGAAGAAGAUAGUGAAAACUCAGGAAGAACUGAAAGAACUUCUUAAUAAGAUGGUAAAUUUGAAAGAGAAAAUUAAAGAACUCCAUCAGCAGUACAAGGAAGCAUCUGACGUGAAGCCACCCAGAGACAUUACUGCCGAGUUCUUAGUGAAAAGCAAGCACAGGGAUCUGACUGCCCUUUGCAAGGAAUAUGAUGAAUUAGCUGAAACACAAGGAAAACUAGAAGAAAAACUUCAAGAAUUGGAAGCCAAUCCCCCGAGUGAUGUAUAUCUCUCAUCAAGAGACAGACAGAUACUUGAUUGGCAUUUUGCAAAUCUUGAAUUUGCUAAUGCCACACCUCUGUCUACCCUCUCCCUUAAACAUUGGGAUCAGGAUGAUGACUUUGAGUUUACUGGCAGCCAUUUGACAGUGAGGAAUGGUUAUUCCUGUGUGCCGGUGGCGUUAGCAGAAGGCCUGGACAUUAAACUGAAUACAGCAGUGCGACAGGUUCGCUACACAGCCUCAGGAUGUGAAGUGAUCGCUGUGAAUACCCGCUCCACAAGUCAAACCUUUAUUUAUAAGUGUGAUGCAGUGCUCUGUACUCUUCCCCUGGGUGUGUUGAAGCAGCAGCCACCAGCUGUUCAGUUUGUGCCACCUCUUCCUGAGUGGAAGACGUCUGCAGUCCAAAGGAUGGGAUUUGGCAACCUUAACAAGGUGGUGUUAUGUUUUGACCGAGUGUUCUGGGAUCCAAGUGUCAAUUUGUUCGGCCAUGUUGGCAGCACGACUGCCAGCAGAGGGGAGCUCUUCCUCUUCUGGAACCUCUAUAAAGCUCCAAUACUGUUGGCAUUGGUGGCAGGAGAAGCUGCUGGCAUCAUGGAAAACAUAAGUGAUGAUGUGAUUGUUGGCCGGUGCCUCGCCAUUCUCAAGGGGAUUUUUGGUAGCAGUGCAGUGCCCCAGCCCAAGGAAACUGUGGUGUCCCGCUGGCGUGCUGAUCCCUGGGCCCGGGGCUCGUAUUCCUAUGUAGCUGCAGGAUCAUCUGGAAAUGACUAUGAUCUGAUGGCGCAGCCAAUCACUCCUGGCCCCUCAAUUCCAGGUGCCCCGCAGCCAAUCCCACGCCUCUUCUUUGCCGGAGAGCAUACAAUCCGGAACUACCCAGCCACAGUCCAUGGUGCUCUGCUGAGUGGGCUGCGAGAAGCAGGAAGGAUUGCAGACCAGUUCUUGGGGGCCAUGUACACUUUGCCUCGCCAGGCCACACCAGGCGUCCCUGCACAGCAGUCUCCAAGCAUGUGAGAUACAAGCUGAAGGACAACGACUGCAGGUCUUUUGCAAAGGUCUAGCAAUACUACUAGAUGGCACUGAGAAGCUCCUGCCCUGGUACCUGGGCUCACCGUCAGCCAACAGGGAAGAACUUAUUUGAAUCCUGUUCUUAAAGACUGAGGCAAGAAUGUGCUAUAAUAGAACAUCUCAGUCUCUUGGUGUUUUUUUUAAUAUUUUGAGAAUAAAACUUCAUAUAAAAUUAGUCCUAUCUUGUUUCCCCUUUUGGGUUGGAGUUGUAUGUGAGGGAUGUUACUUCUUUAGAAAUGCCAGUUUAACCUUACGUCAGUGGUAGUACAUGUAUUUUCUUUGUUUAAAUGAGAAUGUUCUUAUGAAAGAGAAAAAUGAUUUCGUCAGAUCAGAAGAUGAGGUUGAUGGGUCCUGUAGCUCAGAGGACUUCCUGGCGACGGGCUUAACUUCCCUGCUGGGACUGCAGCAGUGGGCCAAGAGUGUAUCAGAAAACUUAGGAUCUGAGUUUUCAGUUUGAGCCACUGGUGGACCAUUCUGCCUUUAUUCUCAUAUCCCAACCCUUCCCCAUGGGCACAAACAAUAGUAUUGUAAGAUUUGGGAAGUAUUACAUAAGGAAAGGGUCAAGGGCUUAGGUAAUUUAGCUGAUGUCACAAACUACCACAAACUUAGUGACUUAAUACAACAAAUCUGUUCUCUACAGUUCUGGAUAGCCAAAGUCUAAAAAGAUGGCAGUUUGAGGAAAAUUAAAAAGAAAUAAAAAUGUUUAUUGUGGAGGCUGUAGGGGAAGAAUCCAUUUUCUUGCUAUUUUUAGCUUCUAGUGGCCAUCUCUAUUGCUGUGUAGCCCCUUCCCUUGUAGUCAGACCUUAUGCUUAUUGUCUCUUUAGUCAUGCCUGCAAAGUCCUCUUUGCUUUACAAGGUAAACAUUUUUACAAAAAGAAGCAAACAGUAGUGUUCCUUCCUGAGGACUCCUAACAGAAAAACUGUCACUGUACAAAUGCGUCAGAAGCUUUGGAAAUCAGAUUGUAUUCAACGUGAGUCAAUCUUUCUGAUAGUCUAAAAUGAGGCCUUAUUAAGGGACAACAUAUUGGUGAUCUCACUGGAAAAAGAAAACUGAUACAGAGGUGAGGACCACAUGCAGUGGAACAUGCUUGGGCUUUGGGGUACACUCUGGAACCGAGGGGUUAAUUAGGGUGUCUGAUCCAGUGGUGGUGGCUUCUGUUUUUAAAUAAAUGACAUAGGCAGCUUG
Molecule: messenger RNA, 4038 nt
Organism: Heterocephalus glaber (naked mole-rat)
Lineage: Eukaryota; Metazoa; Chordata; Mammalia; Rodentia; Bathyergidae
Source: RefSeq, a predicted model, not a curated record